Bacidia gigantensis is the source of this 681-nucleotide messenger RNA. RefSeq lists its product as uncharacterized. Bases 1 to 681 code for a protein of 226 amino acids. The record is from RefSeq and is a predicted model, not a curated record. NCBI's taxonomy places the organism in Eukaryota, Fungi, Ascomycota, Lecanoromycetes, Lecanorales, Ramalinaceae. The transcript has 3 exons.
AUGGCUCGUACAAAGGCUGGUGUUGAGGUUCAGAAACAAAUUUACUAUGUGCCAACCCAGGUAGACCCGUUAGCAAUCGCCUCGAAGCGAGCUUUGCGCCAAAUCCUUCUGGUCAAAUUGAUCGUACUGCCUAUGGAAGGACCCAGAAUCGUUUAUUCCGAGGUCGACGACACAAGCAAAUCCACCGUCAGUCAGCACAAAGGCGAGCGGUGGGUUUUCAUCAAUGGUUGUGCAUGUGGUCAAGGCAAUUUCCAAGGAGAUGUCAACCGUUUGGCACAGGUCUUUGGUCGCCAAGUGAUGGGCAUCCAUAACCAGACGUAUGGCCUGCUAGCCGAUAUUCUGGAGUGCUUGGUGCAGCGUGUCUUCGCCUAUACAACAACGGAUGUACGGGUAGCCUACGAGCAAAUCAAGGUCAUCAUCUGCGAUCCAUGGGUCUCAAAGGUGAUCUUGAUUGGCCAUUCACAAGGUGGAAUAAUCAUUUCUCUAGUUUUGGACGAACUGUUCUCGGAGUUGCCUGCUUCAAUCAUGUCGAAACUCGAGGUCUACACUUUCGGGUCAGCCGCUUCACAUUUUUCUAACCCUCCAAUGUCAACGGUAGCUGUCCCCGAAAAGGAUGAGCAUUUCACGAUUAGUAAGGGUCUCAAGAGAUCCCGAUACGUCAUCUCUCACGUUGAGCAGUAA